Messenger RNA from Schizosaccharomyces osmophilus, 552 nucleotides. RefSeq names its product mitochondrial CHCH domain protein Mix17 (gene mix17). The record is from RefSeq and is a predicted model, not a curated record. Gene Ontology annotation, cellular component: nucleus; mitochondrion. Gene Ontology annotation, biological process: mitochondrion organization. The transcript has a single exon. NCBI's taxonomy places the organism in Eukaryota, Fungi, Ascomycota, Schizosaccharomycetes, Schizosaccharomycetales, Schizosaccharomycetaceae. The coding region runs from base 1 to 552 and encodes 183 amino acids.
AUGCCUCGUAGACGUACAGCAGCAGCCCCGGCCUCUAGUCAACGCCGCACGCCUGGUUCAUCAAGACCAGCAUCGACGAUGGCGGCACCUCGUAGCAUGGCAUCUGCACCACCAGCACGUCCAGCAGCGGGACCUGGUCAACAUGGAGGACAACAACCAGCAGCACCAGCGGCGGCUCCCCCUACGGCGGUGCCCUCAUCGGGUGGCGGCACAGGCUUUUUCGGCAACAUGAUGAGUACAGCAGCUGGUGUGGGUAUUGGUAGUGCGAUUGGACAUACGAUGGGAAAUAUGCUUACAGGCGCGUUUGGUGGUGGCAGCAGUUCAGCACCAGCAGCUGAAGAAACCAAUGCAGCAUCAGCAGCACCUCAAGCCGAAACAGGAUUUGGAUCUACAUCAGGAUUUUCCGAUGCCAAUGCAGAAGAGUCGAAGCGUGCUUGUAAUGGAGAAGCCAAGACGUUUGCAGAAUGUAUGAACCAACAUGGAUUUGAUCACUGUUCUUAUUAUUUGGAGCAAUUAAAGGCUUGUCAAUCACUUUGGUCUCCUUCUGUAUAA